Molecule: messenger RNA, 1930 nt
Organism: Eutrema salsugineum
Lineage: Eukaryota; Viridiplantae; Streptophyta; Magnoliopsida; Brassicales; Brassicaceae
Product: probable GTP-binding protein OBGM, mitochondrial
Exons: 5
Coding region: 278-1774 (498 amino acids)
Cellular component (GO): mitochondrion
Molecular function (GO): GTPase activity; GTP binding; magnesium ion binding
Source: RefSeq, a predicted model, not a curated record
UUAGUAACACUGCUAAAUACGUCAUGCGCAAAACAAAAAAAAUAUAACGGGCCUUGCCAAAAAAUAAAUGUAACGAGUUUUUAGUUCCUCUUUUGGGCCGAGCCCAUCACUUUAAACCCUCGACCUCCGUCUUUCUCUUUCUUCACCGACAACCACCACGGCGACAAAUCCCCGAUCGAUCAAUUUCCUCGGCGGGAUACCAUCCUGUGUCUCCUCGUUGCUUAUCUCACUGUAACUCUCUUUUUUAGCUCGCCGGAGAACUGUCGGAGAUAAGUUGAUGUGGCUGAGCCGGGCGGUUCCCGUUCGAUAUUUGGGAUCCUAUCGAAGAACUCAAAAACCGCCAUGGAUGAGAUAUCCUGUUGUCUUCUACUCAGAUUAUACGGAGAAGAAAGAAAAAGUCGCGCCUAUGCAGGAGACUAGAAUGAGAGAUAGGUUUACGCUGUACGCAAGAGGCGGUGAAGGUGGCAGUGGUUGUUCCAGCGUCCGCCGGAGCCGUACCGAUCGCUACGGAAAACCUGAUGGUGGAAAUGGUGGGAGAGGAGGUGAUGUGAUCUUAGAAUGCACACACGCAGUUUGGGAUUUCAGCGGAUUACAACCCCAUGUUAAAGGUGGGAAAGCUGGACAAGGAACUUCCAAGAACAGGAUUGGAAACAGAGGAGAAGACAAGGUCCUGCAAGUGCCUAUUGGGACGGUUAUUCAUCUUCAAGAGGGUGAGAUUCCAUCUCAGGUUCAAGUUGACUCUCCCAAAGAUUUGGAUCCAUGGGACCUUCCUGGUACACUGGUUGAGGAUCCUGCAUCCGAGGAGAACCCUGAUCUUCAUCAAGAAAUUACGCAACACUCUGUUCAAGUUGAACCUGAGAAAGAAAGUGUAAAAAGACAUGUAGGCACGCCAGAGGAAUUUGAUUUUGAAGACGAUGAAGGAGACAUCGAUCAAGUCAAGUAUAAUGUUGCGGAAUUAACAGAACAAGGUCAGAGAUUAAUCAUUGCUCGUGGUGGUGAAGGCGGUUUGGGUAGUGUUUCCGCAACACGUUAUGUAAGAGGCACCAAGUUCGGUAAAACAGCGAUCCGUCAAAACAAGUUGAGGAGCAUGGAGGACGAAGCUGAUGAUGAGGAUGAUGAUGAUGAUGAUAAUGAACACUCGAGUAUUAAAUCUGGUUCCCUCGGUUCCGAGGCUGUCCUGAUAUUAGAACUCAAGAGCAUUGCUGAUGUUGGACUUGUCGGGAUGCCAAACGCCGGGAAAAGCACGCUUCUUGGUGCGUUAUCACGUGCUAAGCCCCGCGUAGGCCAUUACGCGUUCACGACGCUUCGUCCCAAUUUGGGGAACGUAACCUACGAUGACUUCUCCAUGACGGUAGCGGAUAUUCCGGGGCUCAUAAAAGGAGCUCAUCAGAACCGAGGGCUAGGGCAUAACUUUCUCCGCCACAUCGAACGUACCAAAGUGUUGGCUUACGUUGUGGAUUUAGCAUCGGGGCUAGACGGUUGCAAGGGAGUUACACCGUGGCAACAACUGAGAGAUUUGGUGAUGGAGCUUGAGUUCCAUGAAGAAGGGUUAUCGGAUAGGUCGUCUGUGAUCGUGGCGAAUAAGAUCGAUGAGAAUGGCGCGGAUGAGAGAUUGGAACAACUUGAGAGGAGAGUGAAAGGAGUGAGGAUAUUUCCGGUUUGUGCGGUUCUUGAAGAAGGUGUGGCUGAGCUUAAAGAUGGUUUGAAAAUGCUUGUAAACGAUGAUCGUGAGGGAUCGGAGAGACUAAAAUUGGAGAAUAUCUGUGUUGACUAGUUGAGUUUUACUUGUUGUCAAGUAUCCAAUCAAAUUUUCAGAUUUUAGGUUCUCUUGAAAAAUAGGAGAACAUUUCUUCACUUUUAUUUUAUCUUUGCAAUAUUUAUGAAAAAACACAAACUUUUCUGUUAAGUGAAUGUACACAAAUUCUACUGU